This is a messenger RNA of Drepanopeziza brunnea f. sp. 'multigermtubi' MB_m1, 504 nucleotides long. The record is from RefSeq and is a predicted model, not a curated record. Lineage: Eukaryota; Fungi; Ascomycota; Leotiomycetes; Helotiales; Drepanopezizaceae.
AUGGCUGGCAGGGCCCAGUGCAGUGCAGGUCCCGGGCAGGUCCAGGGCAGUCCUAGUGGUCCCAGUGGUCCAGUACCUAGUCCCAGUGGUGCCAGUAUUCCCAGUGGUCCCAGUGGUCCCAGUGGUCCCAGUGGUCCAAGUUCCAACAGUCCAACAGUCCAACAGUCCAACAGGCAGCUAGUGCCGACAGCAACAAGGAUAGGGCACAGUGCAGCAGAUACCGGAGAUGGCAUCUUUAUGCGGGGGGACCCUCCGUAUUACGGGACAGCUACGGUACUCCGUAGAGUACUCGUGGAUAGGAUCAGCUGCCGGGAAAGCCAGGGCGUCUGGAUUGGUGCUCAGGAGUGCGCAGGAGUCUCACAGUCUUUGUACGCGGUACAUCUCAGCACCUCGGCCAUGGCGAGUGGGAUGGCAACAUUGCCAUCCCACUCGCCAUGGAUGGCGGCAUGCAGGCCAGCCCUCGGCGAGGGUAUAGAGUUUGACACUGUCAGCGAUCACGAUUGA